AUGGAUUCCCCUUCGGAUUAUCCCCCUUCGGAUUUAUCCUCAUCUUCAUCCGAAGAGAAUAACAAGAACGUUCCAACCAUGGAUUCGCGUCCAACCGCCAAGGAGUUGCUUGACCGCGUCGACUAUGAUAUCUCGCAGUUGCUGCAGCGGUUCGAGAACAUUGUCGCCAUUGCUGCCAACAAGUUCGACGGAACCAGCCACGUCGAUGCCGCUGUUGAAGCAUUCCAAAUCGAUGUUGAGUCCACUGCCCUGAUUCGUGCCGCAGAGGACCUCCUCGCCUUGUCUCGCCUCAUGAAGGAGCUUUGGCUUUUUGGCAAGCUCGAUACCCUCGGUGAAGAUGAACGUGACGUCCAGCGUCGGGAGAAGCUCGAGGGGGAUGUGGAGGCCAUUCGGCAGGCCCUUGAGGGAGGACUGUUGAUGCCAUAUUUGGAUGGCCCCGGAGAGCCCGAGAAGCCCGGGGACACUGAACAGUCCGAGGAGCCUGAGUCAAAGGACUCCGAGCAGGCCGAGAAGCCUGAGAAGACCGAACAGUAA
Penicillium concentricum is the source of this 534-nucleotide messenger RNA. Its product is annotated as RNA polymerase II mediator complex head subunit MED22. The record is from RefSeq and is a predicted model, not a curated record. Gene Ontology annotation, cellular component: mediator complex. Gene Ontology annotation, molecular function: transcription coregulator activity. Bases 1 to 534 code for a protein of 177 amino acids. The transcript has 3 exons. NCBI's taxonomy places the organism in Eukaryota, Fungi, Ascomycota, Eurotiomycetes, Eurotiales, Aspergillaceae. Gene Ontology annotation, biological process: regulation of transcription by RNA polymerase II.